Lasiosphaeria miniovina is the source of this 1635-nucleotide messenger RNA. Its product is annotated as Pre-mRNA splicing Prp18-interacting factor-domain-containing protein. Gene Ontology annotation, cellular component: spliceosomal complex. The transcript has a single exon. NCBI's taxonomy places the organism in Eukaryota, Fungi, Ascomycota, Sordariomycetes, Sordariales, Lasiosphaeriaceae. The record is from RefSeq and is a predicted model, not a curated record. Bases 6 to 1484 code for a protein of 492 amino acids. Gene Ontology annotation, molecular function: zinc ion binding; pre-mRNA 3'-splice site binding. Gene Ontology annotation, biological process: mRNA splicing, via spliceosome.
CGUCCAUGGUCCUCUCAAGAUUGGCCUGCCGUGAAAUUUUGACAAUCUCACCACCACGUAUCCGUACUUACCAUUUGCACCUCACCCACGCCUGCCAUCGAGUUUCCAAAGACCGAAGUCCUGCCGCCACUGACUUCCUACAGUAUAAACCACGGGAUAGCGUCACGCCAGAAAAAGAAACGAUGCCUCCUCCAAACCGGCCAGAGCAGCAGGUGGCUUCGGCUCAGUCUGCCGCCAGCGCAGCGUCCGGCGCGGGCGCCGCGCGCAAAGAAGACAACAUCUACAUCCCGGCGUACAUCAGCAAGCAGCCAUUCUACGUAACGGGGCUCGACGACCAGGACUCGCUGCAGCAUCAGCGGUCGCGCGUGACAGGGGAAGACGAGAAGGUGACGGUAAUAGAAAAGCGGACCAAGGCACCUGCGCGGACAAAGUGGAUCAAGGGGUCGUGCGAGAACUGCGGCGCCAUAGGCCACAAGAUGAAGGACUGCCUGGAGCGCCCGCGCAAGGUCGGCGCGCGGUUCACGGGGCGCGACAUCCAGGCCGACCGGGUGGCGCGCGACGCGAAGCUCGGCUACGAGGCCAAGCGCGACGUCUACCAGACGUACGAUCCCAAGCAGUACCGCGAGGUGCUGGAGGAGUACAACAUGGUGGAGGAGGCGCGGCGGCAGAUGCUUCAGGCGGCAGCAGGUGGUGGCGGGGGGGCCAAAGCCAACAGCAAUGGCGAUGACGAAAACAACAACAAUAACACAGACGGCGGGAAUAAUCAAGAACUAGUACCACGGAAAGACGGCGAGGAAGCGUACGAGGAAGGCUUCAAGUACGCCGACGAAUCCGAGAUGGGGCGCAACCGGGCGAUUAAGCAGUCGAUGCGCAUCCGCGAGGACACGGCCAAGUACUUGCUAAACCUAGACCAGGACUCGGCCAAGUACAACCCGAAGAAGCGGGCGCUGGUGGACCCGGGCGCGAUCGCGGAUAAGUCGUCGCAGAUGUUCGCCGAGGAGAGCUUCCUGCGGGCGUCGGGCGAGGCGGGCGAGUUUGAGCGCGCGCAGCGGUACGCGUGGGAGGCGCAGGAGCGCGCCGGCGACACCAGCCAGCAUCUGCAGGCGAACCCGACGGCGGGCGAGUUUGUGCGCAAGCGCGAGAUCGAGGAGCGCGAGGCUAAGCGCCGCAAGCGCGCCGAGCAGCUGGCGAGCCAGUACGGCGAGCAGCCCGAGGUGCCCGACGCCCUCAAGGCCGCCAUCACCGAGUCCGAGACGUUUGUCGAGUACGACGAGGCCGGCCUCAUCAAGGGGGCGCCCAGGAGAGCCGCCAUAUCCAAGUACCCAGAGAACGUCGUGACGAACAACCACACGGCUGUAUGGGGUAGCUGGUGGUCGGAUUUCAAAUGGGGCUAUGCAUGCUGUCACUCCAUCAUCAAGAACAGUUAUUGCACGGGAGAGAUAGGAAAAACUGCAGGGAAAGAAACCGCGCUGUGGGAUAAAUAGUAGUUACUGUGGCAAGGAAAUUAGAAUGAUACCCCCAACCGCAUUGUCUGUGAUCAAUCUUCAUACUAUUUAUUGUUUGCCAGGUUCAAGAUCCCUUGACUAAGAGAACUUUCUGAAGAAAGAACGACGCACGAUAGUGAAGAAGCCAUAG